CGGGCUAAACCAAAAUGCACGGUCAAUGAUAAUCAAAUUCACUACAAAACAUUUUCAUUUACUAUAAGAAUCACUUAGCAUGUGUCUAGCUUUUCAUCCAAAACAUUCACUUCAAAAUAUUAAAAUACAAUGGUGUUUGUCAGGUCUCUUGUUUUGUUACUAAAAUUUCUUUUCCUGUAUUCACUUUUCACUUUCACAUUUACUACAUGUUUUCCUCAAAUUCAGCCAAAGUGUCAUCAAUAUGAAAGCCAUGCCUUGUUGCAAUUUAAGGAAGGCUUUGUCAUCAAUAACUUAGCCUCUGAUAAUCUUCUCGGUUAUCCAAAAACAGCAUCUUGGAACUCCAGCACAGAUUGUUGUUCAUGGGAUGGCAUUAAAUGUCAUGAGCACACAAAUCAAGUGAUUCACAUUGAUCUUAGUAGCAGCCAACUCUAUGGUAAAAUGGAUGCAAAUAGCAGUCUCUUUCGCCUUGUACACCUUCGAGUUCUUGAUCUUUCUGACAAUGACUUCAAUUACUCUCCAAUCCCGUCCAAGAUAGGUCAGCUUUCACAAUUAAAACAUCUGAACCUUUCCCUUAGCUUAUUUUCUGGAGAAAUUCCACCACAUGUUUCACAGUUGUCAAAGUUGUUGUCUCUUGAUCUAGGCUACAGAGCUAUAGUACAUCCUAAAGGUAGUACAUCCAAUUUGUUGCAACUCAAAUUGUCUAGUCUCAGAAGCAUAAUUCAAAACUCAACAAAAAUUGAGAUCCUUUUUCUUAGUUUUGUGACAAUUUCAUCUACUUUACCAGAGACACUCACAAAUCUAACUUCGUUGAAAGCACUAUCUCUAUACAAUUCUGAAUUGUAUGGAGCGUUUCCGGUUGGAGUAUUUCAUCUUCCAAACUUGGAACUUCUGGAUUUGAGAUAUAAUCCAAAUCUCAAUGGAAGUUUGCCUGAGUUUCAGUCUAGUUCACUCACCAGGUUAGGACUUGAUCAAACAGGUUUCUAUGGUACACUGCCAGUAUCCAUUGGGAAGCUUAGUUCUUUAAUUCUUCUAUCAAUUUCAGAUUGCCAUUUUUUUGGAUAUAUUCCUUCUUCGCUUGGCAACCUCACACAACUCAUGGAUAUAGACCUUUCAAAAAACAAAUUUAGGGGCAACCCUUCUGCAUCCUUGGCAAAUCUUACCCAACUAAGAUUAUUGGAUAUUAGUCACAAUGAAUUUACUAUUGAGACAUUCUCAUGGGUAGGUAAGCUUUCAUCAUUAAUUUCCUUGGAGAUAUCCUCAGUCAAUAUUGGCAGUGAGAUCCCAUUAUCUUUUGCAAAUCUCACUCAGCUAGUACUUUUAAGUGCAGAAAAUAGCAAUAUAAAGGGUGAAAUACCAUCUUGGAUUAUGAACCUAACAAAUUUAGUUGUCUUGGACCUACCCUUUAAUUCUUUGCAUGGAAAGCUAGAGCUUGACACGUUUCUGAAACUCAAAAAGCUAGCUGUUCUUAAUUUAUCAUUCAACAAACUGUCAUUGUACAGUGGAAAAAGGUCUUCCCAUAUGACCGAUUCUCGAAUUCAAAGCUUAGAAUUGGAUUCAUGCAAUUUAGUUGAGAUUCCAACAUUUAUAAGAGAUCUCGGUGAGCUGGAAUAUCUUGCGUUGGCAUUAAACAAUAUAACAUCGCUACCCAAUUGGUUAUGGGAAAAAGAAAGUCUACAAGGCUUAGUUGUUAACCAAAAUUCAUUGACAGGAGAAAUAACCCCAUUAAUAUGCAAUCUCAAAUCACUCACAUAUCUUGAUUUAGCGUUCAACAACUUAAGCGGCAAUGUUCCUUCAUGUCUUGGAAACUUUAGCCAAUCUUUACAAACACUAGCUCUAAAAGGGAACAAAUUGUCUGGCCCCAUUCCUCAAACAUACAUGAUAGGAAAUUCCCUUCAGCGGAUUGAUUUUAGCAACAACAUUCUGCAGGGUCAGUUGCCAAGGGCAUUGGUAAAUAGCAGAAGCCUAGAGUUCUUUGAUGUUAGUUAUAACAAUAUCAAUGAUUCAUUUCCAUUAUGGAUGAAAGAUUUACCCGAGUUGAAGGUAUUGUCUUUAAGUAACAAUGAAUUUCAUGGAGACAUUAGGUGCUCUGACAACAUGACAUGCACAUUUCCCAAACUUCACAUCAUUGACCUUUCUCACAAUGAAUUCUCUGGAAGUUUUCCAUCAGAAAUGAUCCAAGGAUGGAAAACAAUGAAAACUACCAACACAAGUCAAUUACAGUAUGAAUCUUACUCGACAUCGAACAGUGCAGGACAAAUUCGUACAACACAAAGUACGUUUUAUACAUUCACAUUGUCAAACAAAGGGUUUUCAAGGGUUUAUGAGAACCUUCAGAAUUUCUACAGCUUAAUAGCCAUUGAUAUUUCAAGCAACAAAAUCAGUGGAGAGAUACCACAAGUGAUAGGCGAGUUAAAGGGUCUUGUUUUGCUCAACUUGUCGAAUAAUAUGCUUAUUGGAAGCAUACCAUCUUCCUUAGGGAAGCUUUCAAAACUUGAAGCACUAGAUCUUUCUCUCAACAGUCUUUCAGGAAAAAUUCCCAAACAGUUGGCAGAAAUCACCUUUUUGGAGUACUUAAAUGUGUCCUUUAACAAUCUCACAGGUCCUAUACCACAAAAUAAUCAGUUUUCCACAUUCAAAGAUGAUUCAUUUGAGGGUAACCAAGGUCUGUGUGGGGAUCAAUUGGUGAAGAAGUGUAUAGAUCAUGCAGGGCCUUCGACUUUUGAUGAUGAUGAUGAUGACGACUCAGAAUCAUUCUUUGAAUUAUACUGGACAGUUGUUCUGAUUGGAUAUGGCGGUGGACUUGUUGCUGGAGUUGCAUUGGGAAACACUUACUUUCCGCAGGUAUUUGAAUGGUGUAGAGAUUACCUUGGCGUUUCAUUUACAUUAUUUCUUAAUAAGAUUUUUAAGAGACAUUAGUGAGUUGUUUUUAUGUUAUAGCUUAAAAGGGUCAUGUGAGUCCAAAGCAAUAAACAUAUUAGUCCAAUAUUUGUCUUAGUUUCCUUCUGUUCUUGUAAUUGCAUUCUGUAAGAGUUUCCUUUCUAUGUAAAAGCAAUAAAGGUUGUUUGAAAGAGUGUGCUUUGAAUUACAUUUUGAUAUUUCAGUGAGGUUUAAUCUGAACACCAAAAAGUAGAAUUCUGUGUCCUAUAUGAAUUGAAUUUUUAUAUGUGUAGUCUUCUUUUUCUGCUA
Messenger RNA from Medicago truncatula (barrel medic), 3186 nucleotides. Its product is annotated as receptor-like protein Cf-9 homolog. Gene Ontology annotation, molecular function: protein binding. The record is from RefSeq and is a predicted model, not a curated record. The coding region runs from base 130 to 2916 and encodes 928 amino acids. NCBI's taxonomy places the organism in Eukaryota, Viridiplantae, Streptophyta, Magnoliopsida, Fabales, Fabaceae. The transcript has a single exon.